UCCCUCCUUCCCAUACUUACGCUAACUAGGGAUUUCCUCCCCUGCCUGGCCUACAGUAUGAGGUACCCACGCAACCCUCAGCUGUCAGCGUUUCGCUCGAGCUCUAUGUGUAUCAUUUGAUUCACAACGGGACUGUCAUCGGAGCAUGCAAAAAGUCACUGUAAGGCCUUCCCUGGCCUCGUGAAUCAGGCUUUGACACCAGCUCGAGCUGUCCUUGGAUGAGUCAUGCUGCUAGUGUUCAGCUCAGAGGUUCUGUACAGUCAGUACGUUCUUACUACAGGAUGUCUCGUAUCGUUGAGCCUCGCCAGGGAGGAGAAAAGGAAACGACCCACCCCCACUUCCGCUAGUACUCCUGGCAGCACGAGAAGGAUUAAGGACCUGACAGGAAUGUUUAUCGACUUUCCAUCCCACCGUUGGCCGCCCUUCCUUCAAGGCAAGACCUUAUUGUUGUUAUGCCUGACACGUGAGGAUUGUGGUCCACCCGGGAGGAAAUUUGGUCUCAAACUCUUCGAAGAAUGUACAUUCAUUAUUACCUCCAAACAUACGGGGUAUGGACGGACAGACAGGGAGGGACAUGCCUAUGAAACUUACACCGGAGAAACGACUGGUGACGACAGCAAGCCAGCCACUUUCUGGCGACAUCUAGCCAUCACGCCAGAGUCUUUGUGUUCAAUGCCAGGCGCCCUUGCAAGGGGGGUUGAUUUAUGUCUGCCGGCUAAUCCCAUACUGAAAAAGAACAUCUUAUGUAUAAAUUGGAAGCAGUACCUAAGCACAAUCACAAACACACGCACCCGAAGGACAGCCCAGUCGGAACCACAACCCACAAAUAGAGAAAAAUCGCCAAUGCGAAACUGAAAGGUCAAAGAGGACGAGUAUUCUGGAAGGCAUUGAGGGAAAGACAGAAACAGGGAUGUCAUAAAAAUGUCAUUUCGCAUAAACUAAAACAG
This is a messenger RNA of Aspergillus brunneoviolaceus CBS 621.78, 947 nucleotides long. RefSeq lists its product as uncharacterized. The record is from RefSeq and is a predicted model, not a curated record. The transcript has 5 exons. The coding region runs from base 226 to 855 and encodes 209 amino acids. NCBI's taxonomy places the organism in Eukaryota, Fungi, Ascomycota, Eurotiomycetes, Eurotiales, Aspergillaceae.